CCUUUCCAUUUCCCCACUCCCUCAUCAGUGCUGAAACACAGAUAGAGAUAGAGAGAAGCUCCUUGUGAUGAAUUCGCUCCUCUGUCUUGGUGAACGACUGAUGAGAGUGUGUGAGUGAGAGGGAGCUAGCGAGUUAGGUGAGACACUCAGACACCCCCCGGGGAACUUAAACUUUGUUAUUCGAAAUUCAUACCUUCCGCAUCUGUGAUUAGUAAUCACAGUGACGCAUAGAAAAGGUUCACUUCGGUUCGGAAACCAUUAGAAGCCCUAGGAUUUCGGUGGAAGCCACGGGAAUUGGGACUUUAAUGCAAAUCUGAUCCGAUCUGAUUUCCUUCUAACAAUGGGGCACUUGAAUCUUCCAUCUUCGAAGCGAAACUCUCGACAGUGGAGGCUUCUGGAUCUCGUCUCCGCUGCUUUAUUCGGUGCCGUGUUCGUUUUCUUCCUCCUCGUCUUUACUCCACUCGGUGAUUCGCUAGCCGCCUCCGGACGUCAGACUCUUUCCAUGGCCGAUCCCCGCCAGAGGCAGAGGAUGAUUGCUUUGAUUGAGGCUGGGCAGCAGCAAACUAUUGAAGCAUGCCCUGCCGAUGCAGUUGAUUACAUGCCCUGUGAGGAUCCCAGAAGGAACAGUCAGCUUAGCCGAGAGAUGAACUUCUACCGAGAACGUCACUGCCCAUUGCCCGAAGAGACUCCCCUCUGCUUGAUCCCUCCGCCCGAUGGGUACCGGAUCUCAGUGCAGUGGCCUGACAGCUUGCACAAGAUAUGGCACAGCAACAUGCCGCAUAAUAAAAUUGCUGACAGAAAAGGCCACCAGGGAUGGAUGAAGGAAGAAGGUCCAUACUUUAUAUUCCCAGGUGGAGGUACAAUGUUUCCUGAUGGUGCUGUACAAUAUAUUGAAAAGCUGGGACAAUAUAUCCCCAUAAGUGGAGGAGUUCUGAGGACAUCUCUGGAUAUGGGAUGUGGGGUUGCCAGCUUUGGGGGUUACCUACUUAAGGAAGAUAUUUUGACCCUGUCUUUUGCCCCAAGAGAUUCACAUAAAGCACAGAUACAGUUUGCAUUAGAAAGGGGUAUACCAGCAUUUGUUGCCAUGCUUGGUACUCGCAGGUUACCCUUUCCUGCAUACUCCUUUGAUCUUGUUCACUGCUCUCGUUGUCUGAUCCCAUUUACUGCCUACAAUGGAACAUACUUUGUUGAAGUGGAUCGGUUGCUUCGACCAGGAGGUUAUUUGGUAAUCUCUGGCCCCCCUGUACAAUGGCCUAAACAAGAUAAAGAAUGGGCAGAUCUCCAAGCUAUAGCAAGAGCAUUGUGUUAUGAGCUGAUCGUUGUGGAUGGUAACACUGUCAUUUGGAAAAAGCCUUCAGCUGAUUCAUGCACCCCUAGUCAAAAUGAGUUUGGACUUGAAUUGUGUAACGAGUCUGAUGACCCAAAUAAUGCAUGGUACUUCAAGUUGAAGAACUGUGUGAGUAAGAUGCCUACUCAUGAAGGAGAAUAUGCUGUUGGGACCAUUCCUAAUUGGCCUGACAGGGUAACAAAAGCUCCUUCAAGAGUGAAACUUCUGAAAAAUGGGGUUGCUGUGUUUGAGGCUGAUACACGGCGUUGGGCAAGAAGAGUUACAUACUACAGGAAAUCUCUCAACUUGAAGCUUGGGACUCCAUCCAUACGCAAUGUUAUGGACAUGAAUGCAUUUUUUGGAGGCUUUGCAGCAGCAUUGUUGUCUGAUCCUGUGUGGGUGAUGAAUGUUGUUCCUCCUCGGAAACCCUCUACACUUGGCAUGAUUUAUGACAGAGGCCUGAUUGGAAUGUAUCAUGAUUGGUGUGAGCCUUUCUCAACAUACCCUCGAACUUAUGAUCUCAUUCAUGUAACCAGCAUUGAAUCACUUGUGAAGCAUCCUGGAUCAGGCAAGAACAGGUGUAAUUUAGUGGAUUUGAUGGUGGAGAUUGAUCGGAUGUUGCGUCCUGAAGGAACAGUGGUUGUUCGAGAUUCCCCUGAAGUCAUUGACAAGGUGGGUCGGAUUGCACGUGCAAUAAGGUGGACUGCCAAUAUACAUGAGCCAGAACCUGAAUCAACUGGGAGGGAGAAGAUUCUUGUAGCAACCAAGAAAUUCUGGAAGCUACCUUCAGCUUCCCACUGACACAGCUUUCUGUUUUUCAAAUCUUCAAUCCCAAAUCCCCUACCCUCUCUUGUGAAUUUAGCAAGUCAUUGUCAAUGAUACUACAGAAGGAAAGAAAAGGAGAAAGGAGGGGGGAAGGAAAUGCAGGUUUCUUCUUGCCUCAUGUUUUUGUUGAUCUUUUUGGUUGCAAGGGCAUCAUUUUAGCUGCGUUCAGAAUUGAUUGUAAAAUAGAUUCUGUUGUUUAGCCAAGCAAAAUGAUUGGCUAUCUUCUUUUUCAUUAUCUAAGCCUAUAUAUGCGGUCAGUUACAUGAAUAUGAAUCCUGUUUUGCCAC
Messenger RNA from Nelumbo nucifera (sacred lotus), 2439 nucleotides. Its product is annotated as putative pectin methyltransferase QUA3. NCBI's taxonomy places the organism in Eukaryota, Viridiplantae, Streptophyta, Magnoliopsida, Proteales, Nelumbonaceae. Gene Ontology annotation, cellular component: trans-Golgi network; endosome; cytoplasm. The record is from RefSeq and is a predicted model, not a curated record. Gene Ontology annotation, molecular function: S-adenosylmethionine-dependent methyltransferase activity.